UAGGAGAAAAAAGGAGGUGGGAGAAAAGAGAACUAAAAUAACGAAGAACCUGCGGGUUAAAGUGCACCAAUGGCCACCAAGUCAUCCGCGGUCUCAAAGUGGCAAGAAGAAAUGGACUACAGGUGAUCACUGUAAAUGCUGGAAGUAGUGGCUAAAUCCAUCUGGAAAACUUCGCCAUGUGAAGAAACACAAAAUAUCUGCAAAGUUGCAUAAAUUACUUUGCUUUAACCACGUCACUCCUCGGGAGAUCAUGAAAGUGCAUCGCAUGAGGACAAGAGGAGAAAGCUGAAGAAAGACAUCUUCACCGAUGAGGCAGCCAAGUUCCUCUGCGCCUCUCCUUUUACGCACAGGCGCGGCGAGGACAGAGAGCACAACAUCGAGACGCUGAAAUAUCGAAAGCACAACUACAUUUUUUUUUUAAAAUUGAAAAACUUUUAAUCAUUAAAAAAGAGGAAGAAAUAAAGAAAGAAAGCACAUCAUGGAUGCAGAAGGAGGAUCGUUCGGACUGGCCAAAUCAGCUGCCUUAAAACUAUCCGAAAUGGGUGAGAGGACCAAGAAGCUGGGCUCCGCGAUGAAAGACCCUCACCAGCAGAAACGGAUCAUAUUAGUGAUUGUUUGCGUGGCUCUGCUGCUGGACAAUAUGCUCUAUAUGGUCAUUGUGCCAAUUAUUCCCGACUACCUUGCUGAUUUGGAGAACGAGCAGUCAGAACACGUUCACCUAGUGCUGCACCCCAACACUUCUUUAGCCAACAGCACAAAUGAAGACAAAAUCAACAAGGAUAACUUGGACAUCCAAAUAGGAGUCCUUUUCGCCUCUAAAGCCAUCCUGCAGCUCCUGGUCAACCCACUCACUGGGACGUUCAUAGAUCGAAUUGGAUACGACAUUCCUCUCCUCAUCGGGCUGAGCGUCAUGUUCGUAUCCACCUGCAUUUUCGCCUUCGCUGAAAACUAUGCCACGCUGUUCGUGGCCAGAAGCCUCCAGGGUCUGGGUUCUGCUUUCGCAGACACCUCGGGCUUCGCGAUGAUCGCCGACAAAUACACGGAGGAAGCCGAGCGGAGCCGCGCGCUCGGCAUCUCUCUGGCGUUCAUCUCUUUCGGGAGCCUGGUUGCGCCUCCCUUCGGGGGGGUCCUGUACGAGUUCGCCGGGAAGAGGGUCCCCUUCAUCGUGCUCGCCUCCAUCUGCCUGGUGGAUGGUUUUCUACUGCUUACUGUCAUUAAGCCCUUUUCCAACAGGACACGAGAGAACAUGCCAGUGGGCACCCCCAUCUACAGACUCAUGAUCGACCCCUACAUCGCCGUGGUAGCCGGUGCGCUCACCAUGGCCAACAUUCCACUGGCCUUUCUGGAGCCCACCAUCGCCAACUGGAUGGAGACCACUAUGCACUCCACUCAGUGGGAGAUGGGACUCACAUGGCUGCCCGCUUUCUUCCCUCACAUCCUUGGUGUUUACAUUACAGUCAAACUGGCUGCAAAGAACCCCCAUUUGCAGUGGUUCUAUGGGGCUCUAGGUAUGGUCAUCAUAGGGGCCAGUUCAUGCACGGUCCCCGCAUGCAAAACUUUCGGGGAGCUCAUCGCCCCGCUGUGCGGGAUCUGUUUCGGCAUCGCGCUGGUGGACACGGCGCUGCUGCCGACGCUCGCUUUCUUGGUUGACGUGCGUCACGUCUCCGUGUACGGCAGCGUUUAUGCCAUCGCGGAUAUCUCGUAUUCGAUCGCAUACGCUAUGGGUCCGAUAGUGGCCGGGCAGAUCGUGCACAACCUUGGCUUCGUCCAGCUGAAUCUGGGCAUGGGGCUGGUGAACGUACUUUACGCGCCGGCGCUGCUGCUGCUGCGCAACGUGUGCCAAAUGAAACCGUCCUACUCAGAAAGGGAUAACCUGUUAGACGAGGCUCCGCAGGGGCUGUAUGAUACCAUUAAAAUGGAAGAGGUGAGGAAAAAAAAGAAGGGCUACAGUUCAGGCGGUAAUUGCUUGUCGGUGGAUGAAAAUGGGUUCGAUUCCUCCAAAGCACAACAGUCCUCCAGUUCAGAGUUUACCUAAACAUUCCUACUUUAGGGAGUUUGAUUCCCAGAAUGAGGCAGAAAGGUCCUAAACUUGUGAUUGAAUAUUUUACAUAUGUACCUAAAAUAUAAAACACCCAAUCGAAAAUCAUGAUUGUGUGAUAUUUUUA
Molecule: messenger RNA, 2165 nt
Organism: Cyprinodon variegatus (sheepshead minnow)
Lineage: Eukaryota; Metazoa; Chordata; Actinopteri; Cyprinodontiformes; Cyprinodontidae
Product: probable vesicular acetylcholine transporter-B
Exons: 1
Coding region: 479-2035 (518 amino acids)
Biological process (GO): chemical synaptic transmission; xenobiotic transport; transmembrane transport
Cellular component (GO): AP-1 adaptor complex; terminal bouton; AP-2 adaptor complex
Molecular function (GO): acetylcholine transmembrane transporter activity; xenobiotic transmembrane transporter activity
Source: RefSeq, a predicted model, not a curated record